AUGGGCAACUUCUCAAUCAUCACUGAUUUCCUCCUCAUGGAGUUUUCCAGCACAAGGGAGCUGCAGGUCUUACACGCUGCGCUGUUCCUGCUGAUUUACCUGGCAGCCGUCCUGGGGAAUCUUCUCACCUGUGCUGCAAUUAUCACCGACCCACACCUUCACUGUCCAAUGUAUUUUUUCCUGAGUAACUUAUCCCUACUGGAUAUCGGUAACAUCUCCGUCACGCUUCCUAAAUUCAUUGUGAAUUCCUUAUGUGGUGUUCAGUCCCUGUCCCUCCUGGGCUGUGCUGCCCAGGUCUUUUUCUUUCUCUUUUUUGCAGCCACAGAGUUUGCUUUGCUGGUGGCCAUGUCCUAUGACCGCUUCGUGGCCAUCUGCCAGCCCCUCCACUAUGGGAUCAUCAUGACUCCAGCACGUUGUCUCUGGGCAACAGCUGGCUCGUGGCUCAGUGGCCUUUUUUAUUCGGCUGUACACACAGGGAACAUGUUCCGCCUGCCCUUCUCAGGAUCCAAUGUGAUCCACCAGUUUUUCUGUGAUGUUCCUCAUGUCUUGAAAGUCUCAGCCUCUGAUGUGUUUAACACUGAGUUUAUAUUAAUUGCAGCUAGUUCAUGCUUAUUGUUAUUCUGCUUUGUCUUUUUAAUCGCAUCCUAUGCCCGCAUCUUCUCCAGUGUGCUCAAGAUUCCUUCUGUGGCAGGGCGCUACAAGGCCAUUUCUACCUGCUCCCCUCAGUUAAUGAUUCUCAUGUUAUUUCUCUCUUCUUCAAUGAUUGCUGUCUUCAGGAACACAUCAGACACAUCUCCUAUCCAAAACCUUUUAAUUGCAAUGUCCUACACAACACUGCCUUCACUGUUGAACCCCCUCAUCUAUAGCCUGAGGAACCAGAAGGUCACAGCUGCCAUGGGCAAGAUGAUCAAGAGGAUGUUUUUUCUCAAGAAAGAAACAUUCAUCCUUGAAAACAUAAAAACACUGAAAAAUAUGUAUCUGGCAUGUCAAAUGUGUAAGGUAAUACAUGAGGUAGCUUAA
Messenger RNA from Sarcophilus harrisii (Tasmanian devil), 1020 nucleotides. Its product is annotated as olfactory receptor 14I1-like. Gene Ontology annotation, cellular component: membrane. The transcript has a single exon. Bases 1 to 1020 code for a protein of 339 amino acids. The record is from RefSeq and is a predicted model, not a curated record. Gene Ontology annotation, molecular function: G protein-coupled receptor activity; olfactory receptor activity. Gene Ontology annotation, biological process: G protein-coupled receptor signaling pathway. NCBI's taxonomy places the organism in Eukaryota, Metazoa, Chordata, Mammalia, Dasyuromorphia, Dasyuridae.